AUCAGAAUCGCACUCAAGGAUUGGCCUGAAAUCCAGAGAUUUCAACAGGAUCUGCUAGACUCCCAGCAUUAUGAUGCAGCAUACAUAUUCAGGACACUGCGACUUGCUAGAGCAUUCCAUUUCACAGCAAUGCCAAAGCUACUAAACUACCGAACUAAAAAGAAGAUUCAGGAAAACGAAUUUAAAGAAGAAUUUAAGGACCCAAGUAACAGAGUGAACAGCCUCAUCACUAAUGAUGUAUUGGAGGAACUGAUGAAUAUUCACGACCACUAUCAGAAAAUGAAGUGUGUCAUUUCAGCUGACAAAUCCCAGCCAGACAAGGCACUGAGCUUAAUAAAAGAUGAUUUUGUUGUUACUCUUAAGAACAUAACUUUGGAACAUCAGGAAUGGCAGCAGAACAGAAUGAAAUUAUUUCUAAAUGCUAAAGAAACUGAUGAAGCAUCAAACAAAAAGGAAGAAGAUACUUUGCUAGAAUCAGAGGGUUCUGAACGAGCAAAUGCAUUGGCUAGAAUCAAAUACAAGUCUUACUCUGCAGUUGUUGAGGCUUCCAAAUCCAGAAGGCAUCGUCAAGUAAAAUUGGAAUCUUCUGAAUCAGGAUCAAAUUAUGAGAAAUCUCCAAGCCGAAGUAAAAAAACCAGUAGGAGACCACAGCCAGCAAGGAGAAGAAAUUCUCUGGGAAUCCAAGGUGAAAUGCAAGUGGCAAAGGAAACUGUUACUCAGCAUAUUGGGAUGCCUGUAAUCACAGAAGAGAACUCGGAUGAAGAAGAAGUACCUCUCCCCAAGAGGAAAAGAAGAUGUUAG
This is a messenger RNA of Antrostomus carolinensis (chuck-will's-widow), 801 nucleotides long. RefSeq names its product small nuclear RNA activating complex polypeptide 1 (gene SNAPC1). The record is from RefSeq and is a predicted model, not a curated record. The annotation marks the transcript as partial. The transcript has 8 exons. NCBI's taxonomy places the organism in Eukaryota, Metazoa, Chordata, Aves, Caprimulgiformes, Caprimulgidae. Gene Ontology annotation, molecular function: sequence-specific DNA binding. Gene Ontology annotation, cellular component: snRNA-activating protein complex. Gene Ontology annotation, biological process: snRNA transcription by RNA polymerase III; snRNA transcription by RNA polymerase II.